This is a messenger RNA of Fusarium sp. VM40, 2388 nucleotides long. The record is from the annotation of a GenBank genome assembly. Lineage: Eukaryota; Fungi; Ascomycota; Sordariomycetes; Hypocreales; Nectriaceae.
AUGCAGCUCCCUGACACGCAUGUCGACCUGUUCCAACUGUUUUGCCCUGUUUCGCUUGUUGAAAAAUGGGUUUUAUGGACCAACAACCAUAUUGACCAGAUUUCACAGGAAACGGAGGGAGCGCGGUCGCAGAACGCCGAUUUGAACGCGUGUCAAACAGUAACGGUUGCAGAUAUCUACGUUUGGCUCGCAACACUUAUUUACAUUGGGAAUAAUCCUCGAGAACGACUCGAUGAUUAUUGGAUAACACCUUCUCUAGGAAAAAUUGCUUCUGGGCACCAAAUCGCGAAAUACAUCACCGGGCGACAGUUUUCUCUAAUUCUUCGAAACAUACGUAUCUUCCCUCCCUCCGACGAGCCCGAUAAUAUAGUUGAGCGCAUGACAUCACACGUAACAGAAUGGGGGGACCUCAUCCAAGCCGUAUCAACGCAGCUUUUGCUGCCGGGGACCAAUCUUUCUGUCGACGAGUGCAUGAUCUGCCUUAAAGGGCAAUCUCUUGGAAAAGUCAUGAAGAAGAAUACUCCUCAAGGUCUGAAGAUUUGCGCUGUCGCUGAGAAGGACUAUCUUGUGCGGUGGCAAUAUCACAUCCCGGAAGCUGCGCAGACGACAGCUCGCCGCGGCGGCGAAAGUCUACACACGCUCGAAGAAAAGCAGCGUGUUGUGCUUGAUCUUGCGACAUUUCUGCCGGCGGAAACUUAUCACAUCUUCCCCCAUAAUGUCUUUACAAAUCCAUCUCUGAUUCGAUCAUUGCGUGAGCGAGGCAUUGCGGCCACAGGUCCAGCUCGCACGAAUCACGUCGCGAAUGCUAACCUCGUCACAGCGAAGGAGGCAGACCGAGCCGGCCGGCUGCAGUGGUCAUCCAAUUCCCUCCCAGCCGUGCCUUCAGAAGAUAGCUUGGUCAAUCAACUCGCGUCCAAAGAUAACUGCGUCGUGCUGUGGAUGGCCUCCCAUUCGAGCGGAAGCCAGCGCGCCCAGGACUUUCGCCGACCGAAUACGUCACCAGCACAAGCUCGUGAGGCUCCAGCCCGUGUAAUAGAUACGCCGUCUAUUCAAGUAGUCUACAAUUUUAAGAUGAACGGCGCCGACCGCGGCGAUCAACUGCGUGCCCACCGGGGCUAUGAUCAUCGGAUCCGCGGCGAUAGGUGGCAGGCCCUCGCGUGGUCUUUCCUCCUCGAUACAAUUCUUAUCAACACCUACAUCCUACAGCUAAGAGGACAGAGCUGCUUGGCAACCUGCAAGUCUCAAACAGCUUGGAGAGACGUCCUUACAGAAGGUUUGCUAGAACGGUACGCCUCUACAAGCACCCUUCGCCGGCGAUUUCGCUGUGGGAACGAGUUUCUGCCUAUGUCAGAGCAUAAUCAUGUUAAGAGCGAUAACUAUAGCAAGUGCAAGGGUUGCCUAGGAAUGCAGGCCUCAUGCGCUACCACUCGCAAGUUCUCCCUCAAGACUUCUUAUGAUGCCAGCAAUUUCUUUGAUGGCUUCAACUUUAGAGAUGCGGCCUACUAUGAUACGAUCGACCCCUCCUAUGGCGGCGAUCCCACUCACGGAUCAGUCAACUACCUAAGCAAGAGCAAAGCUCUCUCAUCUGGCCUCGCCAAGACAACCAACGGACAAGUGUACAUUGGAGUGGACUCUGUCAACAAAGCGAAGCUUCUCGGCAAGAGCAAGAGCAGACAUGGCAGAGACAGUGUUCGUCUGGAGUCCAAGUCUACUUUCGACUCGGGAAUUUUAAUCGCCGAUAUUGAGCACAUGCCUGGUACUGCUUGUGGUGUUUGGCCAUCUUUCUGGUCGUACAACUUUGACGAGGACCCUGUUGGCGAGAUCGACAUCAUCGAAGGAAUCAACGACCAAAGCCAAAACGUAGUCUCCCUGCACACCUGUGGUGCUUGCAAGUUCACCAAGAUCGGUGGCCUCGAUGAGCGAUCCAACUGUAACAACGGUGGAACCGAGUCUGAGCAGUGUGAGGAUGGCACCAACUUUGAUGGAUGUGGCAGCACCCACGCCGAGGGCUCGUACGGCUCGGCGUUCAACAAGGGCAAGGGAGGCGUCUAUGCCACCUACAUCGAAUCCGAUGCUCUCAAGAUCUACUGGUUCCCUCGCCAGAAGAUCCCUGCCGACAUCAAGGCUGGAAAGCCUGACCCAAGCAAAUGGGGCAAGCCGGCUUCGCAAUUCAUUAGCGGAUCUAGCUGCAGUGUCGAAAAAUACUUCAAGGGUCAAACCAUUAUCAUUAAUACUGCUUUCUGCGGAGAUAAUAUUGAUCAGGGCACCUGGAACGACGAAUGCAAACCUUCUACUGGUGCCAAGACCUGUGAUGACUAUGUCACCAACCACCCCGAGGCGUUUAAGGAGUCUUACUGGCUGUUCAACUCCAUCAAGCUUUAUCAAUAG